AUGCAUUCAUCUGAAACAAAACCAGUAAUUUAUGGUGAUAUAAAAAGCACAGACUUGAGUAGAUGGCGACUAAAAGUUGAACAUGGUAAACAAACAUGGCAUUAUUUGGAUAAUGAUGAUGAGGCUAAAAGUUGGCCUCAAUCUGUCAUUGAAAAGUAUUGGAUUGGAUUAGCUUUUGUAACUGACAAAAAAAAACAAUUCAUCAGCACUAUCUCUAAUCUCAAUUUAAAAAUUAAUGCGAAUAUAAAAAAGGAAUCGAAAACAUUUGAAAAACCAAAAACAGCUUUUGAAGCUGCGCAAAAUGGGUUCGAAUUUUUUAAACAAUUACAAACUUCUGAUGGACAUUGGGCAGGCGAAUAUGGUGGUCCAAUGUUUUUGAUAGCAGGACUUGUUUUCGCAAUGUAUAUUACGCAUAUUCCUAUCCCGGAAACUUGGAGAAUCGAAAUUACUCGAUAUUUGGUAAAUAAAGCAGAUCCUGUUGAUGGUGGAUGGGGGUUGCAUAUUGAACAUCAUUCAACAGUAUUUGGAACUGCUUUGAAUUAUGCUUCGCUUCGUAUCUUAGGUCUUGAACCCGAUCAUCCAGUAAUGGUAAAAAGUAGAGCAACUUUGCACAAACUUGGAGGUGCAAUCGGUGUGCCUUCAUGGGGAAAAUUUUGGCUAGCAUGUUUAAAUGUGUAUGACUGGGAAGGGCUUAAUCCAAUUCCGCCAGAACUAUGGCUUCUUCCAAGCUCUGUACCUUUCCAUCCAUCUCGUUUUUGGAUUCAUACUCGUGCAGUAUACCUCCCAAUGGGAUAUUGUUAUGGACGUAGAUUAAGUGCUGAAGUUACUCCAUUAAUCGAACAACUUAGGCAGGAAUUAUACAUUCAACCAUAUGAGACGAUUAAUUGGUCUAGUGCACGAAAUAAUAUUGCAGAAGCUGACCUUUAUGAUCUAAUGUAUUUUGUCAUUUUAGUUGUACUCAAUAUUUAUGAAAAACUUCCUAAUCUUAUUGGACUUCGAGAACUUUCUAUUCGGGAGAGUUAUGAAUUAAUUAAAUAUGAAGAUGAAAAUACGAAUUUUCUUGAUAUUGCACCUGUUAGUAAAGUAAUACAUAUUCUUUGUACAUAUUAUGAGGAAGGGCCAGAUUCUGAAGCAUUCAAGCUUGCCAAAGAUAGAUUAAUUGAUUAUAUGCUAGGUCCAGAAGGAAUGAUGAUGAGUGGUACAAAUGGCACUCAAGUUUGGGAUACUGCUCUCGCAGCCAUUGCCAUAAUUGAAGCAGGAUUGGCAGAUGAUCCUUCAAACUACCAAUCAAUGAUACAUGCACUAGAAUUUUUAGACGAUGCACAAAUAAAAACAAAUCCCAAAGAUAGUGAAAGAUGUUAUCGUGAUAAAACAUUAGGUGCUUGGGGUUUUAGUACUCGUGAACAGGGUUAUACUGUUUCAGAUUGUGCUGCUUUAGGUAUUAAAGCGGUACUUGGUCUUCAAAAAAAACUUGGUUACACGCCAGAUUUAAUAUCUAAUGAACGACUUUGUCAGACUAUUGAUAUAUUAUUAUCUAUGCAAAAUACUGAUGGAGGUUUUGCGAGUUAUGAACGUACUAGAGGUCUAACAAUUCUUGAAUGGUUAAAUCCUGCCGAAGUUUUUGGAGAUAUUAUGAUUGAAUAUAGUUAUCCAGAAUGUACAAGUUGUGUCUUAACAGCUCUAAAUAAUUUCCAGAAAUGGUAUCCUGAUUAUAGGGCUGAUGAAAUUAAGGGAAUUACCAAGAAAGCAAUUACAUACUUACAUAAUUCUCAAGAUGAAUAUGGUGGCUGGUAUGGUGCUUGGGGUAUUUGUUACACAUAUGCUGCCUUUUUUGUUAUUCCAUGUCUUGAAAGUUUUGGCGAAACAUAUGAAAAUAGCGAGGUAGUUAAAAAAGGAUGCGACUUCUUGAUUUCUAAACAAAAGGACGAUGGUGGUUGGGUGGCUUAUAUACAACAUGAAAACUCCCAAGUUGUAAAUACUGCUUGGGCAUUGCUUGCUUUAAUGGCAGGUAAAUAUCCAAAUGAAGAACCAAUCCGGCGUGGUAUUCAGCUUAUUGCAUCACGACAAUUACCAACAGGUGAAUGGAAGCAAGAGGCUAUAGAAGGAGUAUUUAACAAGAAUUGUGCAAUUUGUUAUCCAAAUUAUAAAUUUAUUUUUACAAUUUGGGCAUUAGGGAAAUAUGCCAAACUUUACAAUAAUCCUGUAAUUGUCUAG
Cetraspora pellucida is the source of this 2214-nucleotide messenger RNA. NCBI's taxonomy places the organism in Eukaryota, Fungi, Glomeromycota, Glomeromycetes, Diversisporales, Gigasporaceae. The record is from the annotation of a GenBank genome assembly.